AUAGAACGCUACCCUGUGAGUAAUAGGAGUGAGUGGGCUCUAUAUUGCCGACAGACUCAUAAAUAUCCUACACGUGAAGUGUAAAAGUAGAGGUUGUGCUCUACAAGUAUUUUCAUAUUAUUCAACCACUAUUUCAGACUAUUUUACAAAUCAGAAUGGCCCGAGUACCAGACGAGGAAUUGAAAAAGGCGUUCGCCGAACUCCAGGAGAAGAUGGUCGAUACAACCCAGAAGCUAAAACUAGCUGACAUUCAAAUUGAGAGUCUAAAACGUACGAAGCAGCACGCUGAGCUGACCAUUAAGGAAAUAGCGACUCUCCCCAAUGCCACCAAAACAUAUGAAUCAGUGGGGAGAAUGUUUCUGCUCGACGAUAUCGACAAUAUCAAGGCAGGAUUGAAAACCAGGAUGACGACUGCAAAUGAGAAAAUCACAACUUUUGAAAACAACAAGACUUAUCUCGAGAGGGAUCUCAAAGAGAGCAAGAAUAACCUUAGGGAAAUGGUACAACAGAGGCAAAAUAAAGAAGUAUCGGGAUAGAGGUUAGCUGUCAAUUGAGUGGCUGUGUUGUAUCCAUAAAAGGAAAUCGCUCUCGCCCCAUCAAUAUUUCUUCAUUCAAUCGUCAAUAGUUGGAGCUCGGCAGAGUGAAAUUCAAAUUUUCUUUUUCAUUUUGAAAGGAAUCUUUGAGGGUUCAAAAUAAUCUUGGACUCGUCGAAAUCCCAUGGUUUCGUAUGGUGUUAUUGAGGAUCUGAGAAAAAUGUUUAACGUCACUCUUAUGGCAUUGAAUAAAUAUUCACCUUAUGUAUUAAAACGAUAACAGGAAACAUUCACAAA
Molecule: messenger RNA, 830 nt
Organism: Diachasmimorpha longicaudata
Lineage: Eukaryota; Metazoa; Arthropoda; Insecta; Hymenoptera; Braconidae
Gene: Pfdn1
Product: prefoldin subunit 1
Exons: 2
Coding region: 156-536 (126 amino acids)
Biological process (GO): protein folding
Cellular component (GO): cytoplasm; prefoldin complex
Molecular function (GO): protein folding chaperone
Source: RefSeq, a predicted model, not a curated record